Molecule: messenger RNA, 888 nt
Organism: Xylaria bambusicola
Lineage: Eukaryota; Fungi; Ascomycota; Sordariomycetes; Xylariales; Xylariaceae
Product: mitochondrial 18 KDa protein-domain-containing protein
Exons: 2
Coding region: 1-888 (295 amino acids)
Biological process (GO): mitochondrial fission
Cellular component (GO): mitochondrion
Source: RefSeq, a predicted model, not a curated record
AUGUUUUGGGGCAAGGGUCCGGACAAGAAGCCCGAAGAUAAAGCACCUGAAGCCUCGCCGGCAGCCACUAACGUAGAUCCGCGAAAAGAUGCGACGGGGUUUGAUCCGGAUAAGCUGCCCGCAAGGCGUCAGCUCCCCAAGGGGCUACAAAAGAUCGUAGAUACAUCCGAUAAGGACGAGAGUUUCUUCGACGAGCUGAAAGAUGGAUAUGUCCCUGACUCAACCGAGUCUAACGUACGUUAUGCCGCGUAUGCUAAUCGAUUACGGACGAUAAUGCUCUCUGCUCAUCGCUACGUCGCUUACACAUCUGACAUUGGCGAGUCGUUCCGUCCCGUAGCCCAUCCGUGGUUGGUCAGAGGCGCAUACGGCGUUUCAUGGGCAUAUAUAUUGGGCGAUGUGUCGUACGAGGGCUAUAAAGCAUAUUGGCAUAACCAGCGUGUCUUGAAUCCCCAGCUCGAACUUUCAGAGAGGCAGCAGAAGGCAACCGGUUUGUCCUCAGUAGUACCAACUCAAGCCACACCCGGAGUUGUGUCACCACUUGAAGAUUACCGGACGGUAAUGGUGCAGCGAGGAAUUUUCCAAAGUGUUGCGAGCAUGGGUUUACCUGCCUUUACUAUUCACAGCGUUGUCCGAUAUUCAGGCCGAGCUUUGAAGGAUGUAAAGAAUAAGACUUUGAGGGUAUGGGGCCCGAUUGGCCUUGGUUUAUCCGUAGUGCCAUUCUUGCCGAGACUUUUUGAUGCGCCUGUUGAGAAUGCUGUCGAGUGGUUGUUCCACAAGGGCUUUGAAUCCUAUGGUGGACAUGCCUAUGUAGGUGACGCCCCGGCUACAGGGCGCGAGGCGACUCUACACCAGCGAUCCAAGAAGGGAACCAAAGAGAAGGAACUUUAG